Molecule: messenger RNA, 891 nt
Organism: Yamadazyma jaroonii
Lineage: Eukaryota; Fungi; Ascomycota; Pichiomycetes; Serinales; Debaryomycetaceae
Source: the annotation of a GenBank genome assembly
AUGGAUUCUAUUUCUUUUCCUCCUGAAGUCCUUGAAAGGAUAAUACCUGAUCUUUCUUUAGAAAGACAUAUCAAAUCAGGUAUUCGUCCUAAUUACAGAAAUUUCCAAGAAUUUAGAAAUAUAGAGAUUCUUAAAGUUAUUUCCAAUGAAAAAUUAACUACUUUGUAUAUUAAAAAUGGUAUCACCUUAAUAAUUGCCACUAUUUCCUACACAAUAAAUGAAAUCAUGAACUAUACUCCUAAUCAGUUUACUUCAGUUUAUCCGUCAUUGUCAGUAUCAAGAGGUAGAACUAUUUCAGGUGCUCCAACUGACGAAGAAAUGAAUUUAUGCCAAAAUCUUUAUGAAACUUUACUUGCUAAUAAAUUCUUGCCUUUAGAUUCAUUAGUUUUCAAACCCAAAUUGAAGGUUGAUGAUGAAUUCAUUGAUAUUGACGAAACUGAUUUCAGUUCAAAUUUACAUCAAUUCAAUUUAUCAAUCAAUUUUAAAGUACUUGGUAGAUCUGGUCCUUUAUUCGAUAUAUUAUAUUAUUCAUUAAUAGAGUGUUUAAAAAACUUUAAAUUACCAGAAAUUUACAUGGAAGAUAGUAUCGAGUUAAGAAAUCAAAUCUUUGUUAAUCCUGUUUUAACUCCUGUUAAGUUGAAUAUUCAAAAUAAUCCCAUUUCUUCUAAUUUCGGUAUUUAUAAGUUAAAUGAUGAAAAUUUCAUUUUAUGUGAUCUUGAAAAUGAAAGUGAAGAAUCUAACAUUAUAACAAAAUCUUCAAUCAUAUCGGACGGUGAAAAUCUAUUAAAUUUCAAUUUCAUAAAUGGUAACUUACUUGAUAUAACAAAAGAUGAUUUAAUUCAAAUGAUCAAGUUAUCUGAAACGAGGUCUAAGAAAUUAUCUACACAAUAG